Mesorhabditis spiculigera is the source of this 951-nucleotide messenger RNA. Lineage: Eukaryota; Metazoa; Nematoda; Chromadorea; Rhabditida; Rhabditidae. The record is from the annotation of a GenBank genome assembly.
AUGGCCUUCGUUGUUCUGCGCGACGGAUCUGGAUUUAUUCAAUGCGUCUUGACCGAUCGGCUUUGCCAGAAGCUACGAUGCCGUUACAUUGACCGCAGAAUCGUCGAUUCAGAUUGUGUUUGGACUGCAGGAAUAUGUUUUCGAAGCAUUACAGGUUUUUCGGCACGAUCAACAAGCUUCCGGAGGGGCAAGACUGACACCCACGAUGGCCACAGGCUGGUUGUCGAUUAUUGGACCCUGAUUUCCGCCGCUCCUCCAGGUGGCAUCGACAACGUGCUCAAUGAAGAGCCGGCUGGAGUCGACACCCUUCUUGAUAACAGGCAAGCGGCUUUUAGUUUAACAAAUUAUGCCUUUUCGGGCAUCUCGUGCUUCGCGGAAAAGACGUCGCGAGUUUUGCGCAUCGGGGCAGCUGUUACGAGGGCUAUGCGCGAGCGCACCCCCAUCAUCACGGCUACACCGAGGUGUCCCAUCCCACUUGGUCCAGACCCAGUCUCGGCCACUAGAGCGGAAAAGUCGAGGACGCGUCGCCAUCUUAGCAAAUAUAACCAUGUUGAAGCUGGGGUUGCAUUUGUGACUUUUGAAGAGCGGAUGGACAAGGUGGAGGCACUUGUCUGUGACACUGUUGACAGGCUCUGGAACGAUGAGACGACCAAGGCGUUGAUCCAGCACGUUCACCCGGAAUUCGUGCCGCCCCAGCGCCGAUUCAAGCGCAUGGCCUAUGGCGACGCGAUCAAGUGGCUGAACGAGCACGCCGAUUAUGCUGAACAAAUUCAGAGCCGGUAUCAGAAUCGUUCUAUGGCGCUCUGUGCCGAAGACAACCAGCUGACCGAGUCGGUGGAUCUUUUGAUGCCGGGAGUCGGAAAGAUUGUCGGAGGAUCCUAUGAGGAUCUGGAAGGCCGACGGAUUCAGACCGCUCUUACAAAAGCCGGAAUCGACGGAAAGCCCUAUUAU